Messenger RNA from Drosophila takahashii, 3071 nucleotides. NCBI's taxonomy places the organism in Eukaryota, Metazoa, Arthropoda, Insecta, Diptera, Drosophilidae. The record is from RefSeq and is a predicted model, not a curated record.
CAUUACUUGAGUUUCUUUUGUUUGCUCUUCAAAAUACACCUUAGACAGACUUAGUUAGUUUCACGCACCGGCAUGUUUUAGGACACCACAGUUAGUUACGUUUCUAUAGACUUUCGCCUGGUUUUUCCAAGUCAUUCGUUAAAAGCAAAAAAAUUCCAAGCAGUUCCAAAAAGUGGUCUGAGCAACAGGCAAAUAAAAAUUCAGUUCAAAUAUUCUAUCCGAUUUGGUGAAUUUUCAAAGCAAAAUUAUUCGAGUCCCAGCAAAAGCCAGCAGCUUUUCCAACAAUUCAAGGCAACCCGCCAAAUUCCACUACCUGAAAACUGAGAACUCAAGACCCAAUAUCCCUUGAACCCUUCGUUUGAGUCGACUAGGGCUUCACCAUGAAACCCGACCAGCUGAACCGACUGAUCAGAGUUAAUACGCGAAUGCAACCCUGGUUUUUGCGCAACACCAGCGAGCUCUACGAAAGUGCCGUUAGGACCUAUUACGAACGUAAGUACUCCCCAGACAAUCGCCACUCCCGUUUUCGGGCGGAGAACGUGGGUCCGUUGCGCAGGGUCAAGAAAUCGCAGGAGGUGCCCAGUCCGGCCGAGAUCUAUCCGCGCAGCCAUGUCCUGCAGGCGGACCAGCUGCUCCACACGAUGAAGCAGGCGAGUCAGCCGCGCUCCAUGUCCUUCUCGGCGGCUCGUCCCUACGCCUCGGCCUACGGCCCAGGAUUCGUGGGCCGCAGGAACGGCAGCUCGAGCUGCUCCAGCGCCAGCAGCAGGCGAUCCUCCCGCACCGAGAUCAUGGUGGGUUCGCUGCGGAAGAGCAAGGCGCGGCGGGAGCGCAAGAGGUCGCUGCAGAAGAGCAGGGACUCCUCCAGGGAGGACAUGGGAGGCAUGUUCAGUGCCCGGUCCAUGAGCCUGCCUCCCCUGCCCGCGAUGAUGCCGCCGAGCAGGCAGCACCACAUGGCGGCCAUGGCCAAGACGGCUCUCUCCCAACCCACGAGAGUUCCGCGCGGCGAGGGCGACUGCCUGAUGCCGGUGGAUGCGGCCCUCAAGCGGAGGAUCUCGGUGCUGAGUCAUCUGGAGUCAUCGGGCAGAAGCACUGGCGGCCGCCAACCGUCGGAGAUGCGCUUCCGCUUCCAGACUCUGGGCGAUCGCGUCAAGCAGUUCGAGUACAUUCAGUUCGCCGACGGACCCGUGGCCACCUACGCCUUCAAUCGGAGCCAGAGGAGACCCAUCACCAGCACCGCCCAUUCGCCGAGGAGUCGCCUCGAGGACUCGGCGGACAUCACCGCCACCCGCCGUCUGGAUGUGAGGCAACAACCGCGCCACCUCAGCUUCCACAAUGUCCUGCACGCCAACUACCGCCAGAGGAGCCGGAGCCUGGAGUCCGGAGCGGUCCAGCUGAUGGAGUCCCUGUCCCUGGCACCCUUAACGCGACCCGAAACUCCAUUAGGUCCUCGGGGAAUCGGGGAAUACACACGGGGAUCCAGCCUGGACAGCAGUUCGCGGACCAGCCUGAAGACCGGAACUUCGACGGUAACUUGGUCGAAUACUUUGGGAAGAAAUCCAGACGAUCCGGGCAACAGAUCGGCGGUCAACUUUGGAUAUUCAAAGAGUUCAGAAGAAACGUCGGGCGAUUGGGAUGCCAAGCCGGGAGAGGAUUGGUGCAAGUACCCCAGAUCGAGCAGCUCAUUGGGAACAGGUUUCGGAUCAAAUUUAACACUAGCUGAAACAACAAGUAGGGGAAACUUUGGAAUCUCUUCUGGACCAGAGAAGAAAAUACGCUCGAUUGGGGAAACAAGUGGAGGUGAAGCUUCGGGAUCUACAGCAGGAAGUUCAGAGAAGUGUAAAGCGGAAACUGGAUCGUUUUCCGGAAAAGAUGAGCCCAGUCGAGCCACCGUGGCCCCAGUGCGUCGUCUGCAAUUGCAGCAGCGAAGUCUUCAGACCUCGGCCAAAGUGGAGGAAGAGCCGAUUACCCCUUUUGAGGUCAAGAAUAAGCCCGUGGAGAAGAAGAUGAAGCUGGUGAGCCAGCAGGACAAGCCGCGGGUGACCAAGGUGAUCAGCAAUCAGGUGAGCCGCUCCAGCCAUCGGUCAUUCUUCCAGCCAUCCGAAGAGCCUGACCUUCCGGCGGUUCAACCUCCCCAAAGCAAAGUUUCCAGGGAAGAAAAGCCUCAGAAGAAGCCGCAAAAAGAGCAGAAACGGGAGCCCUCCCUCAAAGGAGCCAAUCAGCUGCUGGUGGCGAGUGCAUCGCAGGUUUCGGCCUACAAGCGUGCCUUCCGCACCCAGCAGCAGGUGCUCAAGGCGGAGAUCCUUCAUCAGCAGGCGCAGCACCUUCAGCAAUCCGAGAAGAAUGAGCCGACGGAACAGGCUAAGCAGACUCCCAAACUACGGAGCCACCGAGGUUCGAUCCCGAACACCAAUCGAUCGACGAUUGUCAGAGGAGCUAAGGCUCCUCCGCUGACUAAAGGAGUAUCCAAACCGGGGGCUGGAACCAAGGGAUUGGAACUGAAAAAGAAAGCAUUUCAGGAAUUGCCGGUGAAGACAAAAGCGGCUCCCGUAACAGCGCACUUAACAGCAAAGCGGACUGCGCAAAUGACUGCGGCCAAAAAGGGAUCAAUGAAGAUGGAAACCUCAACAGGAGGAGGAGGUGGGGGAGCGGUAGCGGGACGGCGAGCGGUAACAGAACCCGCGGUAGCAACAAAAACCCGCCGAUCGGCGCUGACGCUGGCUGCGCAGCAGCAGCAGUCGCGUAGCGGUAAUUCGCUGCUCGGCUUUCGUCGCGAAACGGUUAACCGCGCAGCGGCAGCGCUGCUGCAGCGACGCGACGCCGACGAGCCGCUGUCGCAGUUGCCGUUGCAGUCGCAGUCGCAGUCGCAGUCGCCGUCGGCACAGCAGCGCCGGCAAUUUCAUUUCCCCCAUCCCCCGUGGCGUCCCAGCUACUGAGUGUUCACUGUCCGCCUACAUUUUCGACACUGCGAACCCGCAUUUACCAACUACCGCGGUAAUUGUCCCAAAGUAGAGAGCGUGAAAGAGAUAAAUUUGAUUGUAACGGUAAAUCUAACACUACAAUAAAAUGUAUAA